UAUCAUAUCUUUCCAAGUCAACAAGACUGCAAACCAGAUUCUGAAUGACUGGUCAAGCGAUAUCAACUCACUAUUGGGACUGAUAGAAAAGACAUGCCAUUUGAUUUCGAAAGAGGAAAUGGUGCACAGUAUUGCUAAAGCUAUGUAAAGCAGCUGCUGAACCGUUGAGUCAUGGCUUGUCAAAUUUGUAACGUCACGUCGUGACUGCUCUUUCUCCCAACAACUUGAAUAAAAUAAACCUUCUCGCAAUACCAGUCUCCUCUCAGCAUAAAAUAAUAGAUCAUGAGUGCGGAAGAACAAUCCAACGCUCAAAUUGAAGAGCUUACGCAGAGAACCGAAGAAGUUGUCUUGGGCGAGGAUGGCAAGCCAUUGUCAAAGAAGGCCUUGAAAAAGCUCGAGAAGGAACGAGAAAAGGCGGCACGAAAGGCCGAAACUGCAGCCAGAGUUGCUCAAGAGCAAGCUGCCAACGAAGGACCUGAUGUCUCUGCUGGAAAGUACGGCAAGUUGCCUAUGAACCAGUCACAAGAGCGUACCGGCCGUCACCGUGAGGAUAUCACCAAGAUCAACGCCCCCCGUGCUGGUGAAACCAUCUUGUUUCGCGCUAGAAUCCAAACUUCUCGUGCCAAAAGCUCCAAGCUGUGCUUUUUUGUUUUCCGUCAAGGCGUCUCCACCAUCCAGGGUAUUCUCACCACUGAUGAUGACAAGGCUAGCAAGCAAAUGAUCAAAUUCUGCUCAAACAUUCCUGUCGAGUCCAUUGUCCUGGUUGAAGCUGAUAUCGUUAAGGCUGCUGAGGAUAUCAAGAGCUGUACUAUCAGUGAUGCUGAAUUGAUGAUCAAGCAACUCCAUAUCAUCUCCGAAGCUGAACCCCGUCUUCCUUUCUCUUUGGAAGAUGCAUCUCGUCCUGAGUCUGAAAUGGAGAAGGAAGACGCUCAGUUCUCCCGUGUCGCUCUUGACACUCGCCUGAACAACCGCGUCCUUGAUUUGAGAACCACUACUGGAAAUGCCAUUUUCAAAAUCCAAUCCGGUGUUUGCCACCUUUUCCGUGACUUCUUGUACAAGCGUGGAUUCACCGAGAUUCACACCCCCAAGAUUAUUGCUACUCCAUCAGAAGGUGGUGCCAAUGUCUUCAGCAUCAAGUACUUCAACACCGAGGCCUAUCUCGCCCAAUCUCCUCAGUUGUACAAACAAAUGGCCAUUGCUGGUGACUUCAACCGUGUCUUCGAAAUCGGCCCCGUUUUCCGCGCUGAAAACAGCAAUACCCAUCGCCAUAUGACAGAAUUCGUUGGUCUUGAUAUGGAAAUGGCUUUCGAAGAGCAUUACCAUGAAGUAAUGGAUGUCUUUGACGAAAUGUUUGUCAGCAUCUUUACCGGUUUGAAGGAAUUGUUCAACACUGAACUUGAGGCUGUCAAGCGCCAGAUGCCAUUUGAGGAUUUUGAGUUCUUGCCCAAGUCCCUCAGAUUGAACUUUGCUGAUGGUAUCGCUAUGCUUCGCGAAGCCGGCGUAGAGAUUGGUGACUACGACGAUAUGAGCACUGAACAAGAGAGAUUCCUCGGAAAGCUCGUUAAGGAAAAGUACCACACCGAUUUCUACAUGCUCGACAAGUUCCCAUUGGCUGUGCGUCCAUUCUAUACCAUGCCCGAUCCUGAGAAUCCCAACUACUCCAACUCAUACGAUUUCUUCAUGCGUGGCGAGGAAAUUCUCUCCGGAGCGCAACGUAUCCACGAUGCCAAGUUCUUAGAAGAGCGAUGCAAGGUCCACGGUGUCGACAUGGCCCACAUCCAACCUUAUCUUGAUGCUUUCAAGAUUGCUGCUCCUCCUCACGCUGGUGGUGGUAUCGGUCUUGAGCGUGUUGUUAUGCUUUACAUGGGACUUGGUAACAUUCGCCGAUCCAGCAUGUUCCCCCGUGACCCCAAGCGUUUAGAACCAUAAAGUAUAUAAAUGACAUAUCAAUGAAAAAUCAAUAAAAGCCUUGACCUCCUGCAAAACUAUACGCUGCUUCAAUCCACAUGAAAUCAGCGUGCUGCCAAUCCGCAACAGCGUUCAUACAGGCAUCCUCUUA
Umbelopsis ramanniana AG is the source of this 2059-nucleotide messenger RNA. RefSeq lists its product as uncharacterized. Gene Ontology annotation, molecular function: aspartate-tRNA ligase activity; ATP binding; RNA binding. Gene Ontology annotation, cellular component: cytoplasm; cytosol; aminoacyl-tRNA synthetase multienzyme complex. The coding region runs from base 283 to 1929 and encodes 548 amino acids. Gene Ontology annotation, biological process: aspartyl-tRNA aminoacylation. NCBI's taxonomy places the organism in Eukaryota, Fungi, Mucoromycota, Umbelopsidomycetes, Umbelopsidales, Umbelopsidaceae. The transcript has 9 exons. The record is from RefSeq and is a predicted model, not a curated record.